GGCGCGGGAAGGCGCUGAAGUUAGUCGCUCUUGCUAGUUCCUCUCGCAGCUCUGUCCCGUUCUGUUGUGUGCGAAACCCUCACCUUUGCCUAUGCUCCACUUACGAAGAAAACAAACUUGGCUCUCUUCGUUUGUUUCUCCAUUGCACGUUGUUUUGCUUAUUUUUUGUUGGACUUCCCUAUCUUCAUCUAAAGUUUUAUGCCCGAGGAUUAUGUGAGGAAAUGAAAUAGUAGAAGAUAUUGUUUGAUAUUUUAAUUAUGCCGUUUUGUGGAAAUCUUCAUCCAUGGUAGGUUAUUGUUUACAUUUGGAUUUUAAAAAUAAUUACUGUGGUGAAAUCGUAUAUUUGAAAGGUGAAUUCUGUAAAUUUCAUAAUGAAUAAUUAACGCGUAUUUUGGUUAAAUUGUCAACCGUGAAUCAAAAAUUAAGGAAGAGCUAUUUGGUAUAUGCAAAUGUUGCGUUUGUUACGUUCUUAAACACAGGAAAGGAAAUAUUCAUCUUGGAAGUAUUUUUAAAAACAUUUACUGCGGCUGGAAAUAAUUUUUAAUCACAUUAAAAUAUUUUUUAUUACGUAAACUUUUAAAGAACUAUGUGGUAUCCAUUUUAAUUAAAGAAUUUAUUUAAGAAGAUAUUUUUCAGGUGAAGUAAAGUUAUUCCGUAGAUAUACGAAACAUAUCUUCCAUCAAAAUAUAUUCUGGAUUUAUGGUUGCAUACAUGUAUAAUGUGUAUUAAGUAAUUUAAGAGAAAUUUAGGAAUGAAGAUAAAUCAAACUUUGUGGAUUGUGAAGAUAUUAUCAAUCAAAGAAGAUUUUUUUUUCAUACAAGUACUCCAUUUCUGUAACUCAAAAAGAGUAUAAAUUUUAAAUAUUACAAACGAGAGUACCUGAGAUAAAAGCUUCUUUUCAUUCGUAAAAGAAUUCGGUAAAAACACUUUUUAACUACAAGUGAACACGUUUAAACUUUUUAUGUCUUUAUAAACGUCCAUCUUGGUAGAGAAAAAAAAAUCUUUUCGCGAUAAAUCUUCUUUCUGAAAAGUACCAUUUAUUUUUCAGCGAGGAAAGCUUCUUAAGCUGCCGUAAAUCGCCUAAGAUGCUCAAGGUACAGAACCUGACAGUUUGACUUAUUUUCAAAAGAACAAUGAGCUCAUUAUGCCCCACAACAAGAACAACACAGGGAAAGAUGUCCCGACCCUUGUAAACACAAACCCAAGUAGGUAGGAAGGAAAAGUGAUACAACAAAGAUAGUGUGCGGCACUUCAAAUAUCCAGUGAAUCGUGGUUUUGUGUGAAAAAAAGAACUUAUUUUCGAAUAUGGAAAUGAAAGUAGCCCUUACAAGGACUGCGACAGCAACUAUGUGGACCAUUUCGGGAUGCCUUUUGAUGGUAGCCGCCUUAGUGGGUGGGUUUAACAUCGACACGAAGAGUGCCGUGAUACACAGAGGCACAGCGGGAUCCAUGUUUGGAUUUUCCGUGUCACUCUUCAGGGACAAAGGAAACAGUUGGAUUCUUGUAGGAGCGCCUGCGGCCACGACAAGCCAGCCUAAUGUUACCGAAGGCGGAGCCGUUUAUAGAUGCGGAACAGAAUCGACUUCCUUCUGCAACAUCAUUCCUUUCGACGUUACUGGACCCAAAACUGUGAGCAUUGGCAGAGACAUAGUAUACACAGAAAGUAAAUCUAAUCAAUGGUUUGGCGCCACUAUUGAUGCUUCAGCUGAAAAUGGAUUGGUGGUAGCCUGUGCUCCUCGUUAUGUACAUUUUUCUAUUAAUUACCAAAGAAGAGAACCAGUCGGUACCUGUUAUAUCGCCAGAAAUUCCCUGGGAAGCUUCGAGGAAUAUUCCCCUUGCAGAACAUCAUCAUCUUGGGGUUUGCACAGACAAGGCCAUUGUCAAGCAGGCUUUUCGGCAGCUUUGACGGAGAGUGGAAGGCAGUUGUUUGUUGGAGCUCCUGGAAGUUGGUAUUUGCAAGGUCAAGUAUACUCACGUGAUCUUAUUUCAAAUACAGAGGAUAGAAAAACAAAAGAAUCUCCUGGAGAAUACGAUGACAGUUAUCUAGGCUAUUCCUUAGCUGCAGGCAAGUUCACUGCCGACGGUGACACAGGGGUAGUAGUCGGCAUGCCUCGUGGAAAUAAUCUUAGUGGGCAGGUAGUAAUUUUUGAUUCGUUGCUAAACAUUAUACAAAAUAUUAGUGGAGAUCAAAUGGGCUCUUAUUAUGGAUACGCUGUUUGUGUGUCGGAUGUAAAUGGAGAUGGUUUGGAUGACAUAGUGGUUGGUGCACCUCUAUAUACUGAUCUGCAGUCAAAAGAAAGCAAGUAUGAAGAAGGAAGUGUUUAUGUACAUUAUCAGAAUGCUGAGCAUAUAUUCGACGAAGAUAAUAAGAGUGUGCUAAAUGGCACUUACACAAGGGGUCGCUUUGGACUAGCCUUGGCAUCCCUCAAGGACAUCAACAGAGACGGUUAUGAAGAUUUUGCAGUUGGUGCUCCAUAUGCCGGAAAAGAUGCUAGAGGAAUUAUUUAUAUCUAUCAUGGCAGUUCAUCAGGAAUCAGAGAAAAGCCAUCCCAGGUUAUUACACCAGAAGACAUCGCCGAUUCCGGUUUGAGCACGUUAGGAUUUGCAAUUUCUGGUGCCAUGGAUAUGGAUUCCAACGAGUAUCCAGAUAUUGUUAUUGGAGCUUACGAAUCAGAUCGCGUGAUAUUUAUGAGGUCUCGACCGGUUGUAAAUAUUUCUUCAAGUAUGAUACUCAGCAAAGAAGUUAUUAGCCUCGAAGACAAAACUUGCAAUUUGAAAGACAAGACCAAAGUAGCUUGCAUUGAAGCUACUUUAUGUCUUUCGUACAAUGGCCUCGGAGUAGCCCCAGAAAUCGAUCUUUCCUAUCAGUACACGCUGGAUGCAAAUCAACGAAGUUCACGAGUACUGUUUCUGGAUGCAGAUCCUGUCCAACUAGCAAGUAGAACUCGCAAUAUUCGGCUGAAGAAAGACGUUCAAUACUGCAAUACCAGCACUGUUUACAUACAAAAUGGUAUUCGGGACAAAUUAACGCCUAUUGAAAUUAAAGCCAGUUACGACCUCAUCGACCUUGAACCUUACCGAUUCGUAUUGAAACCGAUAUUAAAUAAGAAUGUUCCAACUGCAGCAUCUAAUGAGUUGAACAUCGAAAAGAACUGUGGUAAAGAUGAUAUAUGCAUUCCCGAUCUUCAGCUUUUUGUCAUAUCAAAUAUGGACCAAUAUUCAAUUGGUACAAAGAAAAGGUUGGAGUUAGAUAUAACUAUUCGAAAUGCAAAAGAAGAUGCUUUUGAAGCCAUGCUGUAUGUCUCGAUACCACUGGACGUAAAUUACGUUAAUAUUGAUCGUUCAAAACUAGACUUCCCUGUUAGUUGCAGUGGAGCUCAGCCCGAAAUCACAGGAGUCAAUGAACUUAUUUGCGACAUUGGAAAUCCACUUCCAGCCAACAAAACGUUGAAUUUCAAAAUCCUCCUGGAGCCAUCUCGCGUUGUAUCUUCCACCAGUGAUCUUGUGUUCUCUAUGAUUGUAAACAGUACAAAUGCUGAAAGUAAUGAUACACUGUUCAAUAAUGCAUUUGAAAUAGAACUGCCAGUGCGGGUUGAAGUAUCUAUUGCAGUUAGAGGAAUUUCUGUUCCUGAAGUAAUAACCUAUAACAAGUCCGAGGAAAUACAAGAUUAUAAAAUCCGAGAGACAGAUAUAGGGCCUGAAGUGACACAUGUCUAUGAGGUGGGAAAUCAAGGUCCCAGUUCUGUCAAGCAAGCCGAAGUGUACAUUCUUUGGCCUACUUAUACACUGGAAGGUAAACAUUUGCUUUAUUUGAUGGCUCAACCAGAUGUAAGAGGAAAUGCUCAAUGCGAUCGAAUUGAUGAUGUUAAUCCUUUGAACCUACAGGAAGUUCGCCGUCGACCAAGAAAUCACAAUUUGAGCGUUCAAGACUUGAAGGAGCAUAUGCUUCUUAAUAAACACAAAUUCAAAAGUAUGGAUUCCAUUCAUGAAAACAUGGUUCGAAGCAAACGGAAGAAGAGAGAUGAUUCUUACGUUAUGUCUGAUGAAAGCGAAGAACGCUAUCUCAGCGACGAAGGAGAAGAUGCUUUUCUCGAAGAACUGUCUUGUGGACCUACAUUGUGUACAAAAAUUCGAUGUACUAUCUCUAACUUAGAAAAAGGGGACCAGGUUAUUUUUAGUAUACGUUCCAGGCUUUGGAGAGAAACGUACAACGAGUUGGGUUUAAGUGAAGUGAAGACAUCAUCAAAACUUGUCACACGAAUAACUGCUCUUCCAUAUGGCGUAGAUCCCAGUUAUUUGCCCUACAAAAUAUAUGUGGUUUCCACAAAAGUCAGUUUACUUGACGUUGCAUUAGCACCGUAUAUGAUUCCAUGGUGGAUUAUCAUCUUGGCUAUUUGCUGCGGUUUGAUCCUUCUUGGCCUUUUAGCUCUACUUCUGUGGAAGCUUGGAUUCUUCAAGCGCAAAAGGCCCCAAGAAGUUCCAGAAAAAGAACCAUUGAAUGAAAGAAAUGGAUAUCGUAUGACAAGUGGGGAUGCUGCUUUGUGAUGAACUUAAUUUUUUAGGCUAUCAUGUUGAACUGACUGACGUGAUAUUAGACUUAAAGUCAUUAAACAGUCUUUUAUAACAAAUUAAUAGCAUUUUCUUUGUGAUUGCGAAACUUUGAUAUUUGCAUCAUCUUGCAAUAUAACUUCCUGAUGACGUCAUCAUUAUUGUAAAAUGAGACAAUAAUUAUGAGAAGACAUUCAGAGGAAAAUUUCAAAGUGUAAAGGGAUAAUUAAAGUGUUUAUCUCCUAAAAAGACCUGAAAACAGAACGAAAAUUUGAGGAAACACAGAAUAUAUAAACUUUUCUAUGUCUUCCUUGCAAAAUCCAGAAUUAUAUUCUUCCAUAUAUGAAUACGCUAUGAAGAAAAUGAAUGUCCUCAGCGAACGACAAAUUAAAAACCUCUGCAGACAUCCAGUUUACUUCUAUAUAGCUACAGGAAAAUAAAUAUGCAUUUUAUUCAGAAUAUAGACACAGUAAAAUUUAAAUUUACUGAAAAUUUAAAUUGAUUUCACUAAUGCUAACUCGCAAUUAUAAUUUAUAAACUUUAUAUGGAAGACGCACAAUUGUGCUUCGCAGUAAACUCAAAAGUUGUCAUACAGCUUUUGGCAUUAGGGACUUCUUACUGAAAUGCAUUAUUUAUUAUUUUAUGAAACUCACAUCAAAGUUUACAGAAUUCUUUGAAAAGUGCCUUAAUUUAGAGUGUGUACAAAGUUACAGAACAUUUUCGAUAUGGCAGUUACAGACGCUGCACUUUACUUGUGCUUCUUCAAAUAAUGUGAACUAAUAUUUUAAUUUCAACUUUAAUUUAUGGAUUUUUUUUUCUUCUUUUUUACAAUAUCAAAUUGUAUAAACAUUUUAUCUUGUGUUAAACUGAAGUAAAAGUUUUGAGCCAUGUA
Messenger RNA from Stegodyphus dumicola, 5440 nucleotides. Its product is annotated as integrin alpha-PS2-like. Gene Ontology annotation, biological process: cell-matrix adhesion; integrin-mediated signaling pathway; cell-cell adhesion. NCBI's taxonomy places the organism in Eukaryota, Metazoa, Arthropoda, Arachnida, Araneae, Eresidae. Gene Ontology annotation, molecular function: integrin binding. Gene Ontology annotation, cellular component: integrin complex; external side of plasma membrane. The record is from RefSeq and is a predicted model, not a curated record.